Dichotomopilus funicola is the source of this 1650-nucleotide messenger RNA. Its product is annotated as cation efflux protein. Lineage: Eukaryota; Fungi; Ascomycota; Sordariomycetes; Sordariales; Chaetomiaceae. Gene Ontology annotation, biological process: zinc ion transmembrane transport; intracellular zinc ion homeostasis. The transcript is spliced from 5 exons. Gene Ontology annotation, cellular component: membrane. Bases 1 to 1650 code for a protein of 549 amino acids. The record is from RefSeq and is a predicted model, not a curated record. Gene Ontology annotation, molecular function: zinc ion transmembrane transporter activity.
AUGGCGUGGUCCAAAUCGACGCGCAUCAAAGUGAUGCUUGCACUUGACACCCUCUUCUUCCUCCUCGAAUUGGGUGUUGGCUUCGCUGUCCACUCGCUAGCGCUGAUGGCUGAUGCCUUUCAUAUGCUUAACGAUAUCAUCUCUUUGCUUGUGGGGCUAUGGGCGGUAUCGGUGGCGAGGAAAGCGACUACGGAUAAAUUCUCGUAUGGGUGGCUCCGGGCUGAAAUCCUCGGUGCCUUUUUCAACGCUGUUUUCCUGAUCGCCCUCUGCGUAUCUAUCGUCCUUGAAGCUCUCACACGAUUCCUCGACCCGCCGGAGAUUGGGAACGCACAGCUCAUCCUCAUAGUAGGCUGCUUGGGGCUGGCAUCCAACUUGGUCGGCUUUGUUGUUUUGGGGGGACAUGGGCAUUCGCAUGGGCCAGGAGAACAUAGUCACGAACACGAGCAUUCGCAUGCCCAUGGGGACGAGAGAGCUGCCGAGGAGGGUCGAGCUGGCCAGCCGGCGGACCAUGAGAUUGUGGGGGAUGAGGCUAGUCCCGACCUCUUCCCGGAGGCGGCUGUGGCCAGGUUCAGGGUUUCGACAGAAGGGUCGCCGAGGAAUAGCAGGACUGGAGAUCGACGCACGCGGGGAAGCAACCGGAACGGGCGGGUCACGAGCAUUGGCGACAUGAGCAUUCACCCCGCGAGUUUCCGACAAGAUAUCAUUGCCGCUUGCCGGCCCCAGCCGGAUGAUGCCUCGAGCAGUGAAGACGAAACCGCCGUGGUCGACGAGACGGAUCCCCGGGAGGACACACCCUUGCUCCAGAAGGCCGCGGGAGAGUCGCAGGCAAGCUACAGCACCUCGAAAUCACCUUUGAAACGGUCCCGCCGGGGUUCAGGAAUUCACCACUCGCACAACCACAACAAGCCUCGGGACGCGAGCAAGAAGCACGGCCACAGCCAUGCCGACAUGGGGAUGAACGCGAUGGUGCUGCAUGUGCUUGGCGACGCACUCGGCAACGUCGGCGUGAUCGUGACAGCGCUCAUCAUCUGGCUGACCGACUGGCCGGGGCGGUUCUACGCCGACCCCGCCGUCUCACUGCUCAUCACCCUCAUCAUCCUCCGCUCUUGCAUCCCCCUCACAAUCGCGGCGUCUAAAGUCCUCUUGCAAGCAACACCCGAACACAUCGACCUCAACGACGUGCGCGAGGACAUCCAGGCGCUCCCCGGCGUGAUCAGCUGUCACCACGUACACAUCUGGCAGCUAUCCGACACCCAGGUCGUCGCAUCCAUGCACAUUCAGAUCGCCUUCCCCAUCUCGGAGGCCAACGGCGAGAAGUACAUGGAACUAUCCAUGAUGGCACGCAAGUGCCUGCACGCCUACGGAAUCCACAGCGCCACCAUUCAGCCCGAGUACUGCCUCGACCCGGCGCAUGGCCACAGUCAUGACGACGGCGGUCUGCGCCUAGACGGGGCGUCAGCAGCGGCAGCCCCAGCAGCAGCGGGAUCGAGGUGUGGGAGCGUUGCGGGCGGUGAUGCGUGCUUACUAGCUUGUGUAGACGACUGUGUGGGGCAGGGGUGCUGCUUGCCGAGCACGUCUUCGCGGCCGGAGAGUAGCCACUCGGCGGAGGCACACGAUGGGCAUGGGCAUGGACAUGGACACGAGCAUUAA